UGUCCUCCCUGUCCCUGGCAGGUUCCACGGCAGUCCUGGGGCUGUACCUGAUGUUCGGCUACGGCGCCUCGCUGCUCUGCAACCUCAUCGGCUUCACCUACCCCGCCUACCCUCCCUGUGGCACCUGGAGCACCAUCAAAGCCAUCGAGAGCUCCAGCAAGGAAGAUGACACCACGUGGCUGACGUACUGGGUGGUGUACGGCGUCUUCAGCAUCGCAGAGUUCUUCUCCGACAUCUUCCUCUACUGGUUCCCUUUCUACUAUGCUGGGAAGUGCCUGUUCCUGCUGUGGUGCAUGGCCCCCGUGUCCUGGAACGGGUCUCAGGUGCUCUACCAGAACAUCAUCCGGCCCUGCUUCCUCAAGCACCACCGCGCCGUGGACAGCGUGCUGG
Merops nubicus (carmine bee-eater) is the source of this 390-nucleotide messenger RNA. It is a transcript of the gene REEP6, whose product is annotated as receptor accessory protein 6. The transcript is spliced from 3 exons. NCBI's taxonomy places the organism in Eukaryota, Metazoa, Chordata, Aves, Coraciiformes, Meropidae. The record is from RefSeq and is a predicted model, not a curated record. The annotation marks the transcript as partial.